Molecule: messenger RNA, 693 nt
Organism: Tigriopus californicus
Lineage: Eukaryota; Metazoa; Arthropoda; Copepoda; Harpacticoida; Harpacticidae
Exons: 3
Coding region: 163-597 (144 amino acids)
Source: RefSeq, a predicted model, not a curated record
GGUUUGAGGGAGCAGAGAGGGAUGCGUAUAAUGCAACCAUUUACGCUUGAUCGUGCUUGAAGUGGCCGUAGAAUCCUGUAUGUAUAUAAGGAGCCGGGUUCGGGGCAGAAGGCAUUCGAAAACCAAGGGACAAAGCUUUCAAGUCUCGAUCAAUCGCUCAAGAUGAACCGUUCCAUUGCAUUGUGUUUUUCUGCCCUCUUUGUGGCCUCUUUCGUCUCCGGUGUUGUGAUCAAAAGAGAGCCGUUCAAGAGGCUGAUUCCCGCAGAUAGGCUUAGAGACUUCCCCGGAAUGUGCUUCGCCUCCACACAAUGCAAAGUGUUCGCCGUUGAUGACAGUUGGUCCCUUGCUCCCUUCUGUGGCCGUGCUUCGUGCCGUAUCGUCGAGACCAAAGAUAAAGAAGGAGAAGAUAAGAAAUUCUUGGCCGAACAGGUGGAGGAUUGUGGUCCUCUGAUCGAUUUGGAAGCGACCACUGGCUGUGAAUUGUUGACCGUGGAGGAUCAAGCAGAGCUCGAAUUCCCGGACUGCUGCCCUCAAUAUGACUGCGCCGAAGGCACUGAGAUCAUCUACGUCAAUGCUACAACCCCCGCCACCCGUUAAUCAAAUGAUACAUUCUUUAUCUAUGUAAAUUGUUAAGACAUAUAUUGGCUCCACCUCGAGAAUAAGAAGAAACACAAUCUUUUUUCAACAAUCUGA